Molecule: messenger RNA, 3523 nt
Organism: Chironomus riparius
Lineage: Eukaryota; Metazoa; Arthropoda; Insecta; Diptera; Chironomidae
Source: the annotation of a GenBank genome assembly
UAGAAACAUUGCUAAAAAAUCGUGUGUUUAUCAAGUUGCCAGCAAAUAAAUUUUUUCAUUUAAAAUUCCGUUUUUAAAGUUUACUACUGAGCGAAAUCAUGGGAAAACCGAAGAAAGGAUCAAAGGAUGUUGAGAUUGAGGAAGCUAGUGACAAUGAAAGCAGACAGCAAAAUGUAGCUAAUGAUUCGGAUGAGGAGGAUAAAAAGGCGUCUAAAAAAGGUGCUGAUAAGUCUAAAAAGUCAAAAAAUAAGGCAAAAAUUGCCAAUUCCGAAAGUGACGAAGAACAAGAAGUAAAUAAUAAAAAGACAUCGAAGAAAAAGUCCAAGAAGAAUGCACAUGAUGAUGAUGAUAAUGGAGUUCCAUCAACAACUGUAUCGGCUUUCAAUUUGCUUAAACUCGACGAUUCUGACGAAGCUGGAAAUUAUGAAAAAAGUGACGAGGAAUCGAGCACUAAAAAAGGCAAGCAAAACAAAAAGAAUAAAAAGGAAUCUGCUGUUAAUGAGGAACCGGCAACGACUGGUGGCAAAAAAGCUAAAGGUAAAAAGAAGAAGGGCGGUGAUGAUGAAGAUUGGGAUGCUAUUCUAGCUGAAUAUCAAGACGAUUCAAAGCCAGAACCGCCAAAAAUUGAAGAAUCUAAGAAAAAGGAUAAGAAAAAAGGUCAAGCACCAAUUGUAGCUGAACAAACACCUCCACCAGCGCCUAUUGAGGAACCAGAGAAACAACCAGCAAAGAAAAAAGGUCAAACUGCAACAGUAACUGAACAAUCAACUGAAAAGCCAUCGAAAACAGCAGAAAAACCAGCUGAAAAUGAACCUACUGGAGCUGCAGCUAAAAAGAAAAAAGGACCUAAUAAAGCACUUGUUGCUGCUAUGCAGGAAGCCUUAAAAAAGAAGCAGGAAGAAGAUGAGCGUUUACAGCGUGAAGAAAAUGAGAAAAUUAAGGCACUUGAAGAGGCUGAUAGACUAAAACAGGAGAAAGAAAAACUUGAACAUGAACGUAAAGAACUUAAAAAGCAAAAAGAAAAGGAACGUAAAGAAAGAUUAAAGGCUGAAGGCAAAUUAUUGACUGCUAAGCAAAAAGCUGAUCGUGCUCGUGCAGAAGCAAUGAUUCAAAGUCUAAAAGCUCAAGGUGUUGAUGUUCCUGGCGUUGGAGAAAAACGUGAAGCACGUCCAUCAGCUCGAAUGUUGCGUUCAAAACAAAAGAAAGAAGAAACAGUUCCUCAAACAACUGAGGGAUCGAAACAAACUGUAGAAAGUGAUGAAAAACCGAAUGAACAACAAACUUUAAAAGUUCCAGAACCUCCCAAAGAGGAAAUUAAGGAUUCAUGGGAUGUAGAAUCUGAUAGCGAGGACAAAGAAGCUCAAGAAGCCACUCCAGAGCCUGAAAAAAAACAAGGACAUAAAGGAAAACCUGAAUCGUCUGAGGAUGAAUCUGAUACAGAAACUGAGCUAGAAGACGAGGACGAUUCAGAUGGAAGCGACGAGGAACCGACAAAAGACGAACAUCACGAGAAAGAUCCACCAGAUGUGAGAAUUAGAAAACGUGAAGUAGCAGCUGAGAAUAAGAGGACAACAGACUAUUUGCGUGCAGCAGUUGUUUGUGUUUUGGGUCAUGUCGAUACAGGUAAAACAAAGAUUCUUGAUAAAUUGCGACGAACAAAUGUACAAGACGGAGAAGCAGGUGGAAUUACUCAACAAAUUGGAGCUACAAAUGUUCCAAUUGAUGCGCUUAAAGAAAAUACAAAGCAUGUUAAAGGAGCAUCUGAAAUGGAUUAUAGAGUUCCGGGACUUUUAAUCAUUGACACACCAGGUCACGAAAGUUUCAGUAAUUUGAGAAAUCGUGGUUCGUCACUUUGUGACAUUGCUAUUCUUGUAGUUGACAUUAUGCACGGUUUGGAGCCUCAAACAAUUGAAUCAUUAAACUUGCUAAAAUCCCGCAAAACACCGUUUGUAGUUGCUUUAAAUAAAAUUGAUCGAUUGUAUGAUUGGCAAACAAUGCAACGAAAGGAUGUUCGUGACAUAAUUAAAGCUCAAAAUCAGAAUACACAAAAUGAAUUUGACAAGCGUUUGAAGGAAGUAAUUUUACAAUUUAAUGAACAAGGUUUAAAUGCUGCAUUAUUCUACGAAAAUACUGAUACUAGAACAUUUGUCAGCUUGGUGCCAACUAGUGCAAUUACAGGCGAAGGAAUGGGAAAUUUAUUGAUGCUUAUAGUUCAAUUCUCACAGAAUCAACUCGCCAAACGUUUAGCAUAUUCGGAAGCACUUCAAGCGACUGUUUUGGAAGUUAAAGCCAUUCAAGGUUUAGGAACAACAAUCGAUGCAAUUUUAGUUAAUGGAAAAUUAAGAGAAGGAGACACAAUGAUUAUUGCUGGAACUGAAGGUCCGAUUGUAACACAAAUUCGAGCUCUCUUAAUGCCACAUCCAAUGAAGGAAUUGCGUGUUAAGAAUAAUUACAUUGAACAAAAGGAAGUAAUUGGUGCACAAGGUGUUAAAAUUGCUGCUAAGGAACUCGAAAAAGCUGUCGCUGGAAUCAACUUGCAAAUUGCUCAGGAACCUGAUGAAGUCGAUUAUUACAAGAAAAUGGUUGCAAAAGACCUUCAAUCGGUUCUUCGCAGCAUCAAGCUUAGUGAUCAAGGUGUGUUUGUCCAAGCAUCAACAUUAGGAUCUUUGGAGGCUUUGUUGGAGUUCUUAAAAACAUCCAAAAUUCCGUAUGCUGGCAUUAGGAUUGGUCCAGUAGUCAAACGUGAUGUAAUGAAGGCAUCGAUUAUGUUGGAACAUCAAGCUGAAUACGCAACAAUUUUGGCAUUUGACGUCAAAAUCGAACGCGAUGCACAAGAUUUGGCAGACAGUUUAGGCGUCAAAAUAUUCCAAGCUGACAUCAUCUAUCAUUUGUUCGAUAAAUUUACUGCCUAUCGAGAAGAAUUGAAGCAACAGAAACGAGAUCAAUUUAAAUCAAUUGCUGUUUUCCCAUGUAAACUGAAGAUUUUGCCACAAUUUAUAUUCAAUUCGCGCGAUCCGAUUGUAAUGGGUGUAAUGGUUGAAGCUGGAAUUGUGAAGGAAGGAACGCCCAUAUGUGUUGUAAGAACGAAAGAUGAUAAAACUGAGACCGAAAUCCUAGGAAUCGUCGCAUCAAUCGAAAACAAUCACAAGACAGUCCCAACUGCACGAAAAGGCUUAGAAGUAUGCAUCAAGAUUGAACCUGUUCCCGGCGAGACACCGAAAAUGUUUGGUCGACAUUUUGAUGAGAAUGACAUGUUACUUAGCAAGAUAUCACGUGAGAGCAUCGAUGCAUGCAAGGACUAUUUCCGUGAUGAGCUAGUUAAGACAGACUGGACUUUGAUGGUCGAAUUGAAGAAGUUGUUUGGAAUUUUGUAAACAAAUACAAUAUGCUGAUUUUUUUGUUUGCUAUUCUAUAUUAAUAUUUUAAAUUCCUUUUUUUGAUGAUAAUGAGAAAUUAAUCAAGAUUGGAUGAAUCAAGAUUUUCAAAAGGUUCAUGCAAGAAAUAAUAAAAUUUAUAAUGUUUU